AUGGUCCAUAUGGUUCCCCUCCUCAUUUUUAUGGAUGAUGUUUCCGGCAAUGUCUCGAAACAAUGGAACAAACAUCAUGCAAUUUACAUGUCAAAUGCCAACCUACUGCGCGAGAUGCUCGAGAAGGAAUUCUUUGUGCGAUUUGUCACAUCUUCACUGCAUGCUGCUCCCAUGGAACUCAUGCGAGCCAUGAAAGAGUCUAUUUGUAACGCUGCCGAAUCAGGUAUCAUCGCCUGGGACUGUAAGUACAACGAGGAGGUUUUGUUGAUUCUGUAUGUGCUUUUCCUCGCUGGAGACAAUCCCAUGCAAGCAGAGGAAUGCAGCCACGCUGGCCUAAACUGCAAUUAUUUUUGCAGAAGACUUGCAUCCGGUGAUGGGUACUGCAGCCUUUUUACGUCAGGCAAUCUACGAACCCCGGAAAAUACAAUGGCACAGAUCCGGCAACAGUUUGAGACCACGUUGAAGUCAGGAGCGUCGGAGAAGAUCAAGAAUUUGGUGUCGUCGACUGGUAUUCGCGAUUCUGCUUCCAGUUCAAUCCUCAAUGUGUUAGUGGAACUUGGGAAAAAACUUCGAAAGCAUGCGGCUGGCACCCAAGCAAUGCCUGAAGCUGAAGUUACAGCCGUCCUUGAGAAAGAUUUCACAGAGCUUUUGCAAGGCAAAAAGCUCGAUGAUGCUAUUAACCCAUUGUUGGGGAUGCAAGGGCUCGAUAUACACAUGGACACUCCGACAGAAAUUCUGCAUAUGAUACUGCUUGGCGUCAUCAAGUAUUUUUUGGGGCAAACCGUGUUUUUGCUCGACAAGGCAAAACUCAUGGGCAUCUUUCAAGUCUGUCUUGAGUCUGUUGAUAAGAACGGACUCAACGCUCCAUGCUUGAAUGCAGACUACAUCUGCCAUUACAAAGGCAGUUUGAUAGGGAAACACUUCAAAAGUUUGGCGCAAGUGAUGCCAUUUUUGAUUUAUGACCUCGUCCCUUCAACUGUCCUCAAUGCAUGGAGUGUGAUGGGAGAACUUGUCGUACUCGUCUGGCACACAAAGAUUGUGCAUACGGAAGCUUAUCUUCACAGUGUGCGCCCAGCAUCAUUAUAA
Messenger RNA from Suillus subalutaceus, 1086 nucleotides. RefSeq lists its product as uncharacterized. Lineage: Eukaryota; Fungi; Basidiomycota; Agaricomycetes; Boletales; Suillaceae. The transcript is spliced from 6 exons. Bases 1 to 1086 code for a protein of 361 amino acids. The record is from RefSeq and is a predicted model, not a curated record.